Messenger RNA from Anas platyrhynchos (mallard), 11198 nucleotides. It is a transcript of the gene DSEL, whose product is annotated as dermatan sulfate epimerase like. The record is from RefSeq and is a predicted model, not a curated record. Gene Ontology annotation, molecular function: sulfotransferase activity; chondroitin-glucuronate 5-epimerase activity. NCBI's taxonomy places the organism in Eukaryota, Metazoa, Chordata, Aves, Anseriformes, Anatidae.
CCCGCCCGCCCCCCCCUCCCCAAUCCGCCGCCGCUCCCGGGCUCGGCCACCCCCCCGGCUCCGGCUCCGGCCCUGCCCCCGGGCGCGCCCGCCGCGCUCAGCUGGCAGCCGGCUGCCGAGGCGCAGGGGCGGCGGUGCCAUCAGCUGCGGGAGCACGGCUCGGCUUGGCAAAGCGGCUCACGCAGUCGCAGGGAAGAGGAGCAGCUGGGAGCGCGGCCGCCGCGGAGGACCGGCACGUCCCUGUUCGCGUUCCUGUUCCGCGGGGAGGGCUCCGCCGAUCCACCGCCCCCUCCUCCGGGAGCCGCCGGGGGAGGGCUCGGACGCGAAGUUGCAGCCAGCCCGGGGGAAAAGUAGCGGCAAGGCGGAAGGGGCCGGAGCCCAGCCGAGCCCAACCCAACCCAGCCGAGCCGAGAGGGGCCGGCGCAGCGCGCCGCCGCCAGCCGCCCCCCGGACGGGGCUGACCCCGCGCCCCCGGCCGCACUCACCGGGACCCCCGCCUCGCCCCGGAACCAGCACCGAGGGAGAGGGGACGCUGCCGGACACCGCUGCGGAAAGAACCAACAUGCAAAGUGGAAGGAAAACCGAAACUGCUCUUUUAGCAAAAAAAUACUGGCUUUCAGCCCCUUUCAUAUGUUUCCAUUUCACUUCAUAAUGGGAGGAGCACGAUUCUCUGAAUCAUUGAGGCAAAAUUUGGGCAUCAUUGGCUGAAGAUAAGAUGAAAGAAGACUUGAAAAUGUGUCGAUAUUCUAUGACUAUUAAUUCAGACAAACCUUUCACAAAGGGGAAUAGUGGUUAAAAUUACCGCAGUCUCAUCUAAAGGAGCUAAUGAAGGAUUUCUCUUCGUUUUUUCUUUCUUCCCUUUCUCCCAUGAGUCCAAAAAGAGCAAGAUGGAAAGAGUGUAUACAAAUCAAGAUAGGAGGAAGGCUGAAGAAAGUAGCUUCAGUUUUUAAGUGUGUUUUCCAAGUGCUGUAAAUUCCCUAAAUAAUCAAAUUCAACCCAUUGUUUUGAAUAAAUUAUAUCUUUUUGUGAUCAGUGAAGGUUUUUUUUUUUUUUUUUUUUUUUGGUCAGCUAUAGGAGUGGAAUUUGACCUGAUUGAAAGUAUUAACACAGAAAAUGUAUGGCUCUGAUUCCUGUUUUCAAAUCAAAGUUUACAAGUUAUCAAAGAAUAGUGUUUUGGUUUCUUUCAGUUUCUGACUGUGUAUUGUCAACCUGCAUUUUGUAUGUUUAUCUUGGAGAUUUUACUUUCUCCCUAUUUUAAUGCUUAUACUGACUGUAGUGUUGUAUUUGAGAAAAAUGUGAACGAGCAAGGCACCUGAGAUUUAAGUUCUCAACAGCCUUGUUAUUUCAGUGUUGUAGCUCAAAUUACGAGUAAUCUGAGUAUCUGUUAGAACGUGCAGUAAACACUAAGUCUUUUCUUUGAAGAAAAAAAUGCCUUAAGAUGCUCAUGCUUGUGCUAACUGGAUCAAAGCUUGAUAUCUGAACAUCGUGUUUUGUUAGGAAGUGCAUGCCUGGGGAAGAGGAGCUGCCUAAUGGAUCAUGGCUCUGAUGCUUACAGGGCAUACCUUAUUUCUAUCAUUAAUGAUGUUUGCUGUCUUCACUUUUGAAGAAUCUGUAAACAAUUACUCAGAUUGGGUGACUUUCAUGGAAAAUGUAGGUCAAUAUGAGAAACAGCAGAAACUUGAAGGUCUUGGUGCUGAGCAGAAGUUGAAAAAAACAGUUCUUCAUCCAAAUUUGUAUUUUGAUGCUGAAGAUGUCCAUGCACUGAGGCAGAAAGCUCACACAAGCCACUCACAUCUAUUUAGAGCUAUUAGAAGUGCAGUGAUAGUUAUGCUAUCCAACCCAUUAUACUACCUACCUCCACCCAAGCAUGUUGAUUUUGCUGCAAAGUGGAAUGAGGUUUAUGGUAACAAUCUGCCACCACUAGCAUUUUAUUGUUUGCUGUGCCCUGAAGAUAAAGCUGCAUUUGAUUUUGCCCUAGAAUAUAUGGACAGAAUGGCUGGUUACAAAAACUGGUUAGUGGAGAGUGCACCUGGUGAUGAAGUGCCACUGGGACACUCCCUAACUGGAUUUGCCACUGCUUAUGACUUCUUGUAUAAUUCACUGGAAAAUGUGAGAAGACAAAAAUACCUGGAGAAGAUACGGUCUGCAAGUGAGGAAAUGUAUGAGUACUCAAAGGUUCGUUCCUGGGGAAAGCAGCUUCUCCAUAAUCAUCAGGCAACCAAUAUGCUUGCUUUGCUCACUGGAGCUUUAGUUACAGGGGUGGAUGACGGAUCUCAGGCAAAUGUUUGGAAACACACUGUUGUUGAUGUGAUGGAGAAAACAAUGUUUCUGCUUAAUCAUAUUGUAGAUGGGUCUCUGGAUGAGGGAGUAGCUUAUGGGAGUUACACAGCUAAGUCCAUAACCCAGUACGUUUUCCUGGCCCAGCGUCAUUUUGGUAUUAACAACUUGGAAAAUAAUUGGCUCAAAAUGCACUUUUGGUUUUACUAUUCCACGCUAUUACCAGGCUUUCAAAGGACUGUGGGCAUAGCAGAUUCUAAUUACAACUGGUUUUAUGGUCCUGAGAGCCAACUGGUUUUCUUGGAUAAGUUUAUCAUGAAGAAUGGAGCUGGCAACUGGUUGGCACAGCAAAUUAGAAAACACAGACCCAAAGAUGGACCAAUGGUGCCAUCCACUGCACAGAGGUGGAGCACAUUGCACACCGAGUUUAUAUGGUAUGCUGCUGAAAUCACUCCUCAACCACCUCCUGACUAUGGCACUGCUAAAUUGCAUGUGUUUCCUAAUUGGGGAGUUGUUACCUAUGGGGCUGGAUUGCCAAGCAGCCAGACAAACACCUUUGUGUCCUUCAAGUCUGGAAAACUCGGUGGACGUGCUGUCUACGAUAUUGUCCACUUUCAACCAUAUGCCUGGAUUGAUGGGUGGAGGAGUUUCAAUCCAGGACAUGAACAUCCUGAUCAGAACUCUUUUACUUUUGCUCCCAAUGGACAGGUGUUUGUAUCUGAGGCUCUCUAUGGACCUAAACUCAGCCACCUGAACAAUGUCUUGGUGUUUGCCCCAUCUCCUACUAGCCAGUGCAACCAGCCUUGGGAGGGACAGCUUGGUGAAUGUGCCCAGUGGCUGAAGUGGAUUGGUCAUGAGGUUGGAGACUCAACUGGAGAAAUUAUAACAGCCUCCCAGUCUGGGGACAUGAUGUUUGUGAGUGGUGAGGCGGUCUCUGCUUACACAUCAGCAAUGAAAUUGAAAAGCGUAUAUCGCAUUUUGCUGCUCUUAAAUUCUCAGACAUUGUUAGUUGUAGACCAUAUCGAGAAGGAGGAAGACUCUCCUGUUAAUUCUGUCAGUGCCUUUUUUCAUAAUCUUGACAUUGAUUUUAAAUACAUACCCUAUAAAUUUAAGAACAAAUACAACGGAGCUAUGAUGGAUGUGUGGGAUGCCCACUACAAGAUGUUUUGGUUUGAUCAUCAUGGGAGUAGUCCUGUUGCUAGGAUACAAGAGGCAGAACAAGCUGCUGAAUUCAAAAAGCGAUGGACUCAGUUUGUAAAUGUUACCUUUCCAAUGAAAAGCACGCUUGCAAGGAUUGUUUACCUUUUCUAUGGCCCAUAUGUCAAUGUUUCUAACUGCAGGCUCAUUGAUAAUGCAAAGUCUGGAUUUCAGAUUUCACUCAGUGUCAACAACACUGAAAAUACGGUCUUUGUUGUGACUGAACAUCAGAAUUUAAAGACCAGGUUUGAUUACUUGGGAUUUGGUGGUUUUGCCAAAGUAGUUCAUGAAAACAAAGUAACCAAGUUUGGUCUAGGUACUGAAUCUGUGGAAAAACGAAUUAAAAAUAAUAGGGUGGUUUUCCCAUUUGGAUUCAAAGUGAACAUAAUUGCAGGGUUAAUCUUGGCUGUUAGUUUGGUCAUACUGGCUUUUCAGUGGCAGUUUUACAUAUCCUUCAGUAAAAUGUUGCGUUGGAUCCUUAUACUAGUUAUCACGUUGUGGCUUAUUGAAUUGGUGGAUGUGUGGAGCAUGUGUACCCAGCCCAUCUGUGCGAAAUGGAGCAGUGACUUGACAAGGCUAGAACAUGAUAAAGGCAAUAAAGCCAAACAAUUAGAAGGGAACCCCGUUGUUUUGCCAGAUGUUAUAAUUACUUCGCUUCCUGCCUCUGGUGCAGAAAUUUUAAAACAGGUGUUUUUCAAUAGCAGUGAUUUCUUAUAUAUGAGGAUACCUACAGCCUAUCUAGAAAUUCCUGAGAGUGAAUUUGAAAUUGAUUCCUUUGUAGAUCCAUGUGAAUGGAAGGCUUCUGAUGUCCACAAUGGUCAUUUUCGUCUUCUCAAAGGGUGGCUCCAGUCUUUAGUCCGAGACACAAAAUUACAUUUACAAAACAUUCAUUUAUAUGAAGCCAGCAGAAGUAAAAUUACUCAGCAUUCUGCCAUAAGCAAGGACAAAAAGAAGAAAUCAAAAAAGAGAGAAUCUCUAUCAGAGCAGAGAAUCAGGGCAAGAGCAAGUCAAGAUAAAGAUGCUGAAUAUAUUAGGGAAUUGAGAAGACACCUUGUCUCUUAUCCUAGUGCACGACCUGUGCUUAGUUUAAGUAGUGGGAGCUGGACAUUAAAGCUUCCCUUCUUUCAGGAAAUCCUAGGACCAUCAAUGAGAGCAUUAUAUGUAGUAAGAGACCCACGGGCAUGGGUUUAUUCCAUGUUGUACAAAAAUAAGCCGAGUCUUUACUCCUUGAAAAAAGUUCCACAACACUUGGCUGCAAUGUUCAAAUGGGAAAAUCAUAAAGGAAAAUGUAGUCUAAGUGAAGGCUAUGCCUUUGAAUAUGAAUCAUUAAGAAAAGAACUUUCAAAAUCUAAUUCAAAUGCUGUUUCUGUGUUGUCCUAUUUAUGGCUUGCAAACACAGCAGCAGCACUGAGAAUAAAUGGCGAUUUGCUGCCAACAAAUUAUCAGAUGGUCAAGUUUGAAGAUAUUGUGAGCUUUCCUCAGAAGAUGGCUGAAACAAUUUUUGCCUUUCUUGGUAUGCCUCUUUCUCCUGCUAGCUUAAACCAAAUAUUAUUUGCCACCUCCACCAGUCUUUUCUAUCUUCCUUAUGAGGGGGAAAUUUCACCAAGUAGCAUUCACGCCUGGAAACAAAACAUGCCCAAGGAAGAAAUUAGACUGAUUGAAGAUAUUUGUUUUUCUUUAAUGGACCACUUAGGUUACCCAAAGUUUGUAGAAUAAAUGCUGCCGGUCAGCAGAAAUUUGCACUAAUCAUCUCUGACUCCCAGUUUGUGGAUAAAUAUUAGAGAAGUUUGUUUAUUCUUGUAAAACGUGUACAGUCUGCUACUUUCAGAGAAAUUAUUUUAAGAAAAAGAUAGUUGUUCUUGCAGGUGUUUUUUUGUUGUUUCUUUUUUUUUCUUUUUUAGUAAUAAAUAAAAACAACUUGUAACUACUUUUGCUGCCUUUGAAAAAAACAAAUAAAAAAACUGUGUGAACCUUUAUGGAACUACCAGCUGAGGGCUCUAUAGCUCAGGGGAUUAGUAAUAGAAUAUGGAGCUUUUCACCUCCUGCUCACCAGUUUGACCACAGCCCAGGUGCUUAGUUCCCAAAAGUAGUUACUACCUGAUGAUUGUAUGAAGGUUUAUAUGAAAUUAAACUGGUGGUGUUGGCCUAGUUCCCAGUGCUGAUAAUUAACUCCCUUAGACAGGUUUUCUGAGACAUUCUGUCUCACUGGUCAGUGUGGUGGUGCAAAGUAAACACAAGCUGAGGUUUAAGGCUGUUCAGCAUCCCUUCAGUAGGUGAAAACAACCACAGUAUUUGAGUGAAUCUAGUUCCUUAUUUACAUCCUCAACAGGCCCAGGACUGAAAUGGAUAUAUUGAAUAUCACUGUAUGAUAUGGUUCCUCCAGUUCAGAGACAUGGCACUUACAUUGGGUUUGUCCUUCGACUUCAUUCUUCGUGUCUGACAACAUCAUCUUUUGUGAGCUUGAAGUAAACUAUCUGAAGAAAAAUAAAUGAGAUAAAAUUUAAGAAACCAAGAUAUCCCAAACUAAGAGUUAAAUAUGGAGAGGAUUUAUUUAUUUAUUUAUUUAUUUUUGUAGCUUUGACCUGCCUCACUCAACCUGUAUUAAUUUUGAAGGUUGUUAACAUCUUGACUCCUCAUUCUGAUUUAUCAUGCACCUCUUAUCUAAGAGGUUCUGGAAGAAUCAUUUCUUUUUGAGUGAGACUUUUCCAUCUUUCUUUGUAAAACAUUUCUCUGCUGAUUCUUGUGUAUAAGUUCACCAAGGCCAGUGCAAAUAUUUGAUGUCAAUGUCAGUGGUCUGUUGUUGAUGUCUGCAUAAAAUGAAAAUCUAAGGUUUAGAAGAUCUUAAGUUAAUCUCCAGGUCUGUGUUCCUGAGGGAGGUUUUGUUUUUCUGUAUUGUGUAUUUCUGAAGGACAACCAUUGCUUACCUCAGAUCUCCUCUCAGAGAGUGGAGAAAUCUGAAACUUGCUCAACUCUCAGUUACUUUACCUUUGAGUAAUUCCCCACAGUAAAGUAUCUCCAAACUUGUCGUUUUUAUCUGCUAUCAUGUUUUUUAUCAUGACUAGCGUUUCUCUAACAUGAUGCUGUAAUAUGAUAUUGAUUUGGAAACAGAUAAGUUUGAUAGGAUAGAUAUGUCUUUGUCACAGCUUGUUUUCAUUUUGAAUCACAGCUUUAGUUUUGCACAUUUCCAUUAAGAAAAAAGGUUUCCUAAUUUAACUUGCUGAGUAUUCUUUGGAAAUGCACUGCAUACUGUAAAUGUCUGCAGAUGUGUAAAUCUGAUCACAAAGCGGCAUCUGUUUCCUUUACCAUCUGUUUUUUAUUACAAAUGGAAUUGUCUUGAAAUAUACUUCCUUUGGUUUGUGGGAGCUGGUGUUGGAGUUUGGGGUUAUUAUAUUGAAAUAUAUGUGUAAUUUUUAUUUAUUUGGGUAAUAAGCAUUAUACAAUAUCAAAAGUGUAGUGAGUCUCUUCAUACAGAUUAUAGGUACCAUUCCUGAUUUCAAAUAUAAAAGAGUUCUUGCUUUUCCUUCCAGUCUUACUACUUGUCCCUGUCUUAAUUCCUCUGUCUUGUCCUUCUCAUAUACACAUUUCAUAUCCUUUGGAGUACAUUGUGAUGUCUCAUCAUGACCUAAAUAACAGUAGCUGUUUCUCUACCAAUCAUUUGUACAUCAAAAUGGACCUCUAGCAUGAUAAACCCAUUGAUAUUUUACAGUCUCACUUACCAAAACUUAACUGCUGUUUACUAGCAGCAGCAAUUUUUUUCCUCCUUCUAUCCUAAGUCUAACCCCUGGUUGGGUGGAAUGUCAUAUUAAAGGAAAUAUUAAAUGGGUUAAUAAACACUGACAUGGUAAUGAAAGUUCAGUUUGCAACUAUCAUCCUUUCAAAUUAGUUUCUCUCUGAAGCCAUUUUUAUCAUAUGUAAAGAAAAAAAAAUAUAAUCAUGUCUGUACAAUUUUCUGUACUUGACAGAAUGUGUUUCAACAUUUGCCUUCUAUUUCCAGGAUUUAUACUCUAGAAUCAGAACAAAUAAAAAGGCUUUUUCUCUGUCAGAUGUUUUAGGGCAACUGAAGGUAAGAAUUAAGACUGACUAUAUAUUUGUGGAAGCAGACAUCUUUAAAUCCCUUCCUGAAAGUGCUGUAUGGAAUGCUGUGAUAGCCUAUAAACCAACUUUUUAUUUGUUUUUGUGGAGUUAAGGUGUACAGGGUGAUCUGUCAAGAGGGUUAUCCAUGCUUCUUUUGGAAUAUGGUUAUCUCAUACAUUUAUGUUCAGAAUACAUGCUGUUGCUGUCAUUUCUUAUAUGCAAGAUUUAGGAGCUAUUUCUUUUCUGUACUGUACUCUCCAGGGUCUAAGAAUGCAUAAUCUAUUAUUCAGAAUUGGAUGCACUGUGUGUUCCUAGUACAAAUUUAAUAAGAUAAAAAAGAUCUCUUUUCUUUAUUUUUGGAUCUUGUAAGGGCAAACACGUUAACAUCAUUACAGUAAAAUAUGUAGAGGGAAAGGCAGUGUCUUUGAAAAUAACAGGGUAGGAAUACUUAAGAUAUGACAACACUAUUUUUUCAUGAAGUAAUUGCUUUGUUUGGAUUUAGAUAAUGAAUUACUUGACCACUUGAUUGAAGUUAGUACCAGACAGGAGUUAUCCCAGCCAUGGAGUUGAUUGAGUUUGUCUUUAAACUGUGGUCUUGUACUUGCAUGAACAGCAACCCAAGAGACAGUGCAUGUUAUUGCCCAUAUAAAUAUGAGACUUUGUAGAAUAACUUCCAGCGACACCAUUCAUUUUAUUCACGAAUAAAUUUCACAGCUAUGAUGUGGAAAAGCAGCAAUACUAUGGAGGUCUGGUAGUAAAUAAAUAAAUAAACAAACAAACUUGCCUUUCUCUAUUAAAGGCUAGAUUACAAUUUUAUAUCUGCUGAUCUUGAGUCAGAUUGGUCAUUACACUUUAUUUUUUUCAUGUGCAAAUGUUCCCAUUGAGACUAUUGUCACUCUGUGUAUGAAGAACAUGUGUGUAAUUUUAUAUGUAAUUAUUUUGUGGUUGUACAGUUACCAUAGAAAUUCUUUUCAGUCACUUGCAUCCAGAGGAAGAAUGGACACAGAAUUUAACCUUAUCUUUCUCCAUACAGUAAUGUUUCAGAAUGUCAGUAACAUUUGAGAAUGUUAGAGAUUGUUGGUUCUUUUUGAAAAGCAUGUAUAUUUAGGUAUGUUGAUUGACGAGUGUUCUAGCGCUUUCAAUUAUACUUCAGCAAGAUGCUCAUGAAAACUAGUCUCAUAUUUUAUCUUAUCUUUAUCUUUGCUUCCUCUUUCUCCCUGUGUUAAGUGUUAAUAAUAGUUUGUACUACAUUGAAUGUUGUACUAUAUUUGAACUCUCCUAUUAUGAGAGAGCAAAGAUUUUGACACAUUUUAGAAAAGAAAUUUUUAUUUAAACACCUAUCUCAGAAUCAUAUUUGGAAGCCUAAGGAAAAUAAACACCAAGGAAUACAUCUCAGCUAUUUACUUACUUUGUAACUAAGUGACAUUGGCUCUGGGACCUACAUGUAUGCAUAUGGGUCUCGGCAUUCAGAGUUCUGUCAGAUGGCAUGAAUCUAUAGUCUCUGAGCACAUUUACAUGCUUUUAUUUCCCCAGUAAGACUUUUUUCCAUGAGCAACAUCAGUGAUGAUGAGCCACAGUAUCAUGGUCAAAUGGGUUCCCUUCUCCCUCUUAGCAUGCAAUUGACAUGCAACUCUAAUCGGAAUUUAUGUUUGAACAGUGAAUUUGCAGGAUCCAGGAGUGAAUUUCUGGACAAGAUCUUCAGUUAUAUGUAAAAUAUAUGUUACAACUCAUUCAACGCCGAACUACUAUUCUGAUAGUGUUAAAAUGCAAAGCAAACAACAACAACAACAAAAUGCACUUCGAGUUUUAUAAAGUUAUCAAUAACUAUUUUGUAAAGCUCCAGUCAUGGAUUAGAUUUAUUUAUUUAUUUAUUUAACCAUUAAAAUGGUUUCACUUGCUCUUCAGACUUCAUGAUGUGACUGCUAGGGGAUUCUUGACUCUGCCUGACAGUCAGUUAUUUCCAUUAUUAGUCUUGGCUAGUUUGAGGAACAUGAUCAUGCAAAAUUUGGAAUAUAAUAGUGCAUUUACUCAAAAAAUUUGAAGUGCACAGUUCAUGAUUAAGGAUAAUAAUAUGGCCCAUAUGUUGGGGUCCAUAUGUUGGUAUAUAUAGUAUCUGUGGUAUUUAUUUUAGGAGAGUUAGAAGUAAAAAUAAUUUAUCUUUUUUAUUAUUAUUAUUAUUUUUAAUAACACAAAAUCAUUUUCUUCAAGAGAAUAAAUACUGGAUUUUAACUUCUACAAUGGGGAUAUCAUAUAAUUCCUUUCUUUAUCUGGCCUCCAUUUUAGUUUUGGUUCAGACUAAAACUUUUGUUCUAUGUCUUAUUAUGAAUGGGCUGUUUUCUCAGUUAAGGUUCUGUCUGGAGACUUCAGAGUUAUGAUUCUGUCUGGAGAUUCCAUUUCAUUGAAUUUCUGUGAGGAAUAUCAUGUACUACAAGAUGAAAUCCCUAAAUUGUGAGCUGUUUGGAUUUGGGUCAAAAAUAGAAUGAUGCCUUGCUGACCUCAAAGAAUGUUUUGCCAUUGAUUUCAACAGGGCGUAAAAUACUAACCCAAAUAUUUCUUUCUUGGAAGGAGCUAUGCAAAAUUUGUGAACUAAAUAGAAGUCUCUAGAUCAUUCUUUAUUAAUCAGAGACAACAUUAGCUGGUUUCUAAAAUGUAAAAACUGAUUUGUCUUUGGAUUUUUUCUCUCUUAUCUAAACAAAUGUUACCUUCUAGAGAAUUGCUGUCUACCUAGCCUGAAUAUUUCUAGACAGCAGAAAUUACAGGAAAUAAAUUCCUCAAAUGAUCAAUCAAUAUUACUGUUCUUAAUAUUAGAAGAGAGAAUGCAUUUCAAUAACAUGAAAAAUAUAAAUUGUGCAGUAACCAUAAUCAAAGCUAUCUGUAGACCAGUAAAUUUAUAAUGUUUAAAAUUUAUAAAUGUAUGUAUAGGAACAAAAAUAUUCAAAAUAACAUAUGAAGUACACUUUCAAAUGUCAGGACUUUGAUUUUAUUUAGUGAGGAGAAAUUUGCUGAUACAUAAUCUGCACCAUUUUCAUAAAGUACAUGAAUGGGUAAUCUUGUGCUGUCUCCGAAAAUAAUAAUAAUGGGAAAACACAUGUUACUGAGAUGAUAGUGUUUUAAAUUAAACAAUACAUCUCUUAGAGCUGACAAUAUGCUGGGAUUUAUAUGUGAUGUAAGAAAAAAAAUCUGGUUUCAUUCACACUUGUCUAAAUAUAUAAUAAUUUCUGCAAGAUUCGUCAUUUCUGCUGAUACAACCUCAACAUUUAAUUUAUUGUUUUUACUGAGGUGUAUUACAGUGUUUAAGAACAUGACCUAAAGUAAUCUAAUCUCACAUUAGGUAAUUUAAGUGUUGUAAUUAAAUGAGGAUCCUUGUCACUCUAGAAUCAAUGGAAAGCAAGUGUCACCUUCAGAAGGAAAUCAGACAUAACUCUUUGUAAAUCCUCAAAAGCUGAGGGCAAUUAAACUCUAUUUUCGAUGCCAGAUGAAAGGUGUCAAAUGAAAUGGUGUUAAUGGGAUUAAUUUGGCUUUAAAUGCGUAUGGUCUUACUUCUAAGUAAAUUUCUAUGUCUAAGCAUUUUUAGUGCAUAGAAAAUUUUAUGUCCAUAGAAAAUUUUAUGAAACAUUCCACAUAAAAUAAAGCUCUUGUUAGAAAACUAA